UCUUCUCCAUUUCUUCAACUCCUAAAUAUCAACCACUUCCCAUUAACCUUCCUCUCAUUCACUUCUUCUUCUUCUUCUUCUUCUUCUUUGCAACCAUGGCUUCAUCAGAAUCUAAACAAAGCCCUUCAUCAUUCCAUUUCGAAACCCCUCUUCUCGACGCAGAAUCCCAUUCCCUUCUCCACUCAAUCUCCGAGCACGGUGGCUAUGCCUACGUCAGCAUGGCGGCUCUCGCGGCUGCCGGAGACAUACGCGCUGCCGAGGCCGCCGGAGAGAUGGCCUGGGAGCAGCUUCACUCCGGUCCCUGGCACUCUGUUCUCCCAAUCUGGCGUGAUGCCUACUCCAUGGCUUGCCUCUACAUGGCCAGGUUUCAUUUUGCUGGUGGAGAGUUUAAGGAGGCACUUAGGGUUUUGGAUAUGGGGUUGAUCAUGGGUGGUCCGCUUUUGAGAGAUGAUUUGGAUUCUGCCAUUGCUAAGGUCUCUGCUGAGGCGAGGAUUGUUAGGGUUUUGGAAGAUGGUCAAAUGGAGAGUUCGUUGGGUUGUGAGGAGCGUAAUAAGGAGGUUGCAUGGAAUUUGCCUGUAAAGGCUCUCACUAAUAAGAUGAUUGCAAAGAUGUCUGCGUUAUCUCUGGAGGGAUUCUUGCGUGAAUAUUUCCGACCAGGUUUCCCUGUUAUUAUUAAUGAUGGUAUGGCUCAUUGGCCAGCUAGGACAAAGUGGAAGAGCAUGGAUUACUUGCAAAAGGUUGCUGGUGACCGUACAAUUCCAGUUGAGGUUGGGAAGAACUAUUUACGCCCAGAAUGGAAACAAGAGCUUAUUACAUUUUCCGAAUUUCUUAGCAGGAUUCAGUCCAAUGAUCGUUCUGAUGAUAUUACAUAUCUUGCUCAACAUCCAUUAUUCGACCAGAUAAAUGAGCUCAGGAAGGACAUUUGUAUUCCUGAUUAUUGUUCCAUCGGUGGUGGAGAGUUAAGAUCUCUUAAUGCUUGGUUUGGCCCACCUGGGACAGUAACGCCUUUGCACCAUGAUCCUCAUCACAACAUAUUGGCUCAGGUUAUAGGAAAAAAGUACAUUAGGCUUUAUGAUGCGUCAUUGUCCGAGGAACUUUACCCAUACAAUGAAACUAUGCUUUGCAAUUCCAGCCAGGUUGAUCUAGAUGACAUAAACGAGAAAGAGUUUCCAAAGGUGAUGGACUUGGAAUUUGUGGACUGCAUUCUAGAGGAAGGUGAGAUGCUAUAUAUCCCACCAAAAUGGUGGCAUUAUGUUCGGUCCUUAACAACUAGCUUUUCUGUUAGCUUUUGGUGGAACAAUUGUGAUGAAAAUUCAACCUCUUCCUCAUCUUAAUGCCAUUUUGCCUCUCUCUCCCUUUCUCUCUUCUUUCUUUUUUUCCCCCUCUCAUUCUUUGUUUUGAUAUAGUAAGAACAUUGAGAAAACUAUAUUGGUAGCCUCUGAUGAUAUGAUAUAACCUUUCCUAUGCCCACACAAGAUGGUGCCUUUGAUUACUAGGAAUCGAUUUUUGUCAUAAUGUCAAUGUAGAUGAGUGUACUGAUUAAUGCACUUUUGAAACCCAUUGUUGCUUUUGAUGCAAUGGAAACCAUUUUGGCCUCAAUUAUUAUGUA
Molecule: messenger RNA, 1609 nt
Organism: Benincasa hispida (wax gourd)
Lineage: Eukaryota; Viridiplantae; Streptophyta; Magnoliopsida; Cucurbitales; Cucurbitaceae
Gene: JMJD5
Product: 2-oxoglutarate (2OG) and Fe(II)-dependent oxygenase superfamily protein
Source: RefSeq, a predicted model, not a curated record